AUGGCUGAAAUUAGUUACUCUCCAUCCAAUUAUAAACAACCUAAUAGCAAUACUCAUAUUACAGAGAAAGAACAAAUUGCUGUGAAUAUUAUUGAACAUAUGGACAAUGGCCAAAUGUUACAUUAG
Dentiscutata erythropus is the source of this 126-nucleotide messenger RNA. The record is from the annotation of a GenBank genome assembly. NCBI's taxonomy places the organism in Eukaryota, Fungi, Glomeromycota, Glomeromycetes, Diversisporales, Gigasporaceae.